This is a messenger RNA of Rhinolophus ferrumequinum (greater horseshoe bat), 1422 nucleotides long. Its product is annotated as protein FAM47E-like. The record is from RefSeq and is a predicted model, not a curated record. NCBI's taxonomy places the organism in Eukaryota, Metazoa, Chordata, Mammalia, Chiroptera, Rhinolophidae. The transcript is spliced from 2 exons. The coding region runs from base 1 to 1422 and encodes 473 amino acids.
AUGGAGGACAAGAAGUGGCUGUUAAGGCCACAGCCGCGGCAACCAACGCCCCUGGGCAUGAACUAUAAGCCCUGGUACCAGGACAAGUUACCUUCCAAGUGUUUCGCAAAGCACAAGAACAAGCUUCUGAAGUUCCCCAGUUCCCUGGACGGCCGGCGGUGGAUAUUUGUGAAAGAGGGGCUGGACGACUUCAGGACAGGAUGUCCACCUUGCAAGAAUCUCAUCACUCGCGGCCCUAAGGAAGGUUUUCUCCCCGUUAUUGCUCAUAGAAUUCCCAAACCUGCCCCCAGAAAGAGUCGGGUAAAGCUGCCCAACAAGGCAGACCUGUUUUCCACACUCUCACCAGCCCAGCAAGCACGGAAGGCAUUCGUAGAGGACAUCGAAGCCAGCCUGACCAAGCAUCCCUUGGCUCACUACCCGAAUCUGGAGGAAGUUCUGCCUGCCGACCUCCUAUUAAAAGUGCUGAAAGUGCUUGAUCCUCACAGGAAGCUGGAGGACACAUGGGCCUAUUGUCAGGGCACCAAAAAAAGAAGGAAGUCCCCCACAAAGCUCUUUAAAAGACGUCCUACCAAAGUCUACCUGGACCUUCCCAAGGAAACUCCUCUGUUACCUUCAGACAAUUGGCUUCUUGGGGAAAAGGAAAACAAGAAGUCAAGCACAGAGGAUAUUCCCCAAAGGCCUCCUCUUUGCAAAACAAUAACAAGAGAACUUACUAAAUUCUGCAGAUGGACUGAUACUUUUGGAGACUUGGGCAUUGAUGAAAAGUUCAUCAUGAAUUAUGUGACAUUUGACGUUCACGAGGAUUACAAACUAAACUAUGAUACUGGCAAAAUAAAGAAAAUAAGCCAGGUUCCUUUGGGAAUAAAGUACAGCAAACAGCUGGAUAAAACAAAAGAGAAAAAAUUCUCCAUACAGGAAGAAAACUUGGAGAGGGAAGACCAGAAACCACAGGAUCUUCAUACACCCAGCCGGGUGAAGAUGAGGUAUGGAGCAUGGUACCUGAAGCCCAAGUUGUGGACAAAGCUAAUAAAUGACGAACCUCUGAUUGACCCUAAAAUCUUACUUGAAGCUCAAGGUGCGAACUUGAAACCAGACAUUCUUGAUGAUCUUUAUGGAACAAUUGCCUUUAAAGAUUUCAUUGAAAGCAAGGGCUACAGGAUGCCGGAUGUGCUUGAGAAGGUGUUUAUCAGGAAAGGAUGGACUUAUGAUGCCGUCACGACUCCACUACACCGAACAAAUAUACUCAAUUUAAACGCGGAAGGCUGGGAUGGAACCUGGAACACGUUGAUGGUACGCCACCCGCUCCAGCCCCCCUCCGCCCCCCUGACCCCAUCACUUCUGGCGGUAAAGGUCACGCCCAACGGUCACACCUCUGCUCACUGCCUGGCCCUGGAGGGCGAUCUCCUCCAGCCGCCAUCCUAG